AUGUCAUACCUUAUCUUCGCUUUCGUACUCCUCUAUGCCGUUGCUUUCACAAACAGCCAAAUCAUGGCCGGAGGAAGAAUGGAUCAAAACCCUAAUGAUCCAGAGUAUAUGGAGAAGGCGUGGAAAGCUGCAAAAACGCUAAACGAGGAUUCUGCUGCAAAUUCUGGUCCUUACGUCAUGAGGCCCAUCAAGGUUAGUGUCGAAUGCCGAAAUCUCAAUAUUGGAAUUUUGAGAAAAUAUGGCCGAUAGUC
This is a messenger RNA of Strongylus vulgaris, 251 nucleotides long. The record is from the annotation of a GenBank genome assembly. NCBI's taxonomy places the organism in Eukaryota, Metazoa, Nematoda, Chromadorea, Rhabditida, Strongylidae.